UUGACAGUAUUAAGGGCAGGCUGGGCUGUUUAUGAUUUUUUGAACAGACCUUUAUGGCACCAGCCCAAGGUAGGAAAGGAUCUUUUGUUGCUGGGGUUGCCGCUCGCAGGCUUAGACGCUUCUGCAGGGGGAGAAGCUAUGCAGGACAGCGUGCUUGGAAGAACCGUACCCGGGGUUUUCAAUGAUAAACCUCCAGUUUUGGGGUCUUCUUUUCACUUCUUCCUUUCAGAUACGUCAUGACGGAUCAAACAGUUACCGUUUGAUGCAGCUUGGAUGCCUGGAGUCUGUGGCCAACUCGACCGUCGCCUAUUCCUCCUCAUCUCCUCUCACUUACUCUACCACGGGCACCGAGUUCGCCUCCCCGUACUUCUCCACUAACCACCAGUACACCCCACUGCACCACCAGUCCUUCCACUACGAGUUCCAACACAGCCACCCGGCAGUCAACCCCGACGCUUACUCCUUGAACUCUCUCCACCACUCCCAGCAAUAUUACCAGCAGAUCCACCAUGGAGAACCCACUGAUUUUAUCAACCUGCACAAUGCGCGGGCACUCAAGUCCUCCUGCUUGGACGAGCAGAGGAGAGAGCUGGGGUGCUUAGAUGCUUACCGCCGCCACGACCUGUCUCUUAUGAGCCAUGGAUCCCAAUAUGGGAUGCAUCCAGAUCAAAGACUCCUGCCAGGACCAAGCCUCGGGCUUGCAGCCUCGGGAGCAGACGAU
Messenger RNA from Parus major (Great Tit), 721 nucleotides. RefSeq names its product transcription factor AP-2-delta-like. The annotation marks the transcript as partial. NCBI's taxonomy places the organism in Eukaryota, Metazoa, Chordata, Aves, Passeriformes, Paridae. The transcript has a single exon. The record is from RefSeq and is a predicted model, not a curated record.